Messenger RNA from Neurospora hispaniola, 541 nucleotides. RefSeq names its product Prefoldin. Gene Ontology annotation, cellular component: cytoplasm; prefoldin complex. The coding region runs from base 92 to 457 and encodes 121 amino acids. NCBI's taxonomy places the organism in Eukaryota, Fungi, Ascomycota, Sordariomycetes, Sordariales, Sordariaceae. Gene Ontology annotation, molecular function: protein folding chaperone. The transcript has 3 exons. Gene Ontology annotation, biological process: protein folding. The record is from RefSeq and is a predicted model, not a curated record.
CCCAAGACAGCAACAGUUCAACCCAGUUGAGGAUCAAAUCACCGAUUAUACCCUUGUUCCUCACCUAGUCUCUCAGACCGCAACCGCAACAAUGUCCAUUUCCAACGAAGCUCUUCAUAAGCUGGUCCGUGAGAUCGAAGCGCAGUCGAUCGCGGCUCAGCAACAAAUUGGUCUCGUCCGCACCCAGCAGGCAUCCAAGCAGCGUGAAAUGCGUCUGGCCCAGCUCACACGGAAUGAGCUCGCCACGUUGCCCGAGACCACUGCCGUGUACGAGGGCGUUGGGAAGAUGUUCGUCUCCGUCCCUGUCCCGGCAUUGAAGGAUAGGUUGAGCACCGAGAUGAAGGAGAUGGAGACCGAGGUGGAGAACCUGGGCAAGAGGUUGCACUACCUCGAGACGACAGCGAAGAACAGCCAGGAGCACAUCGAGAAGAUGCUCAAGGGUGGUGGACAGGCUUGAAGGGGAGCUGAGGAGCUGGGUGUCGUUCAGGAACUUAAGCGCGAGAAGGAAGGGAGAUUGUUGCUUGAAGCGCCGAUAAACUUG